AUGGCGUGCAAGAGUCAGUCUUCGCGCCAGCUGCUGGGACCUUUGCUUCCACCCAAGGACGUGGAGGAGGAGGAUAUUGAGUAUCUCAAGGAGGAUGAAGAGGAGGAGGAGGACGACUCUGCGUUCGUGGACGCCGAGGAGCUCUGCAGCGGGGGAGUGGUAGCUGGCAGUCUACCUGGGCGCCUCCAUGUUAAAAUUAUUGAUGAAAACACUCAAGAGAAUUGUGAUGUAUUUGGACGUUUUCCAAUGACCAAUCCUUGGUGGCGAGUGAAGGUUCACGUAAAACCUCUGGGAAAGAAGAACUAUCAAACUCAAGGAUUUCCAUCUUACUUUUUACAGUAUGAUAUGGCACCACCAAAUCAAGAACACAUCUGUUCCCUUUUUCUGAAGGAUUGUAAUGUCUCUGCUGAAAAUAGAAAUAAGUUCUCAGUAUGGAUAAAUGAAGUCUCAAGUUACAAAAACCUCAACUUUGGAAAUCUUAGGGAAACACUGAGAACAUUCCAGAAGGAAAUGGAAAGGAAGGAACAAAAGCAAUCGAAACAGAGAAAUCAGGAAGAAUUACCCCUGGAUUCUGAAAUGAACUUUAUGGUAGAAAACAAAAUUCCAUUUAUGAUUGUCAUGACAGCUUUGCAGUUUCCCAAAAUAAUGGAAUUCCUUCCAAUUCUUCUGCCUCGACAUUUUAAAUGGCUCAUAAGGUCAGGUUCUGAAGAUGUGUUGGAAACCAUAGAAGAGAUUUUAACUACAAAUCCAUGGAAACUUGGAUUUAGUAAACUAACCUACAAAGAGUUGAAUCUUCUGCGAUGUGAGGCCAGUUGGACGGCAUUUAGUCAAUGUGAAUCUCUUCUUGCACUGAUGACUGACUUGGAGAAGAAUGCUUUAAUAAUAUAUUCUAAACUGAAGCAGCUCUGCCGAGAAUAUGGACACACAUAUGUGGAAGUAACUGAUUUAACAUCCCUAUUGUCAGAAUUCAUGUUUUUCCCAGACGCUUGCCAAUCUCUGAAGUUCAUGAAGGAUAUUGGUGUAGUGACAUAUGAGAAAAGCUAUGUCUUUCUUUCUGACUUAUACCAAGCUGAAAAAGAUAUUGCCAUUUCAAUAGGAGAUCUGAUGACCAGACCUUCGUGGCAUUUGCAUAUUGAUGUUGAAAAGGUGCUUACUUCUAUUCACCCCACAAAACCAGAGGAUCCCAUAAGCAAUGACACAUUGAAUGAAAAUCAACCUGAUGAAUCAAGAUUGGAAGACUCUGUUCACAUUCUGGACACACAGAACAGCCGAGACCAUCUCUGGGAUGACACGGAGAAUAAAGUCACUGCUGAAAUCAGUGAAGUACCACUGGAUCGGGAUCAGGUGACUGCAUUGGAAAUGAUUUGUUCUAAUGCUGUGACUGUCAUAAGUGGCAAAGGUGGUUGUGGGAAGACCACAAUCGUCAGCCAUCUCUUUAAGCACAUUGAGCAGCUGGAAGAAAGUGAAGUAGAAAAAGCUUGUAAAGAUUUUGAGCAGGACCAGGACGUCCCAGAAGAAUGGAUGGACUUUACUGAUGAAAACCUAAUGAAGACAGAGAGGGCCAUAGAAGUUUUACUUACAGCACCUACGGGCAAGGCGGCUGGUUUACUGAGACAGAAAACAGGUUUACAUGCCUACACACUGUGCCAGGUCAAUUAUAGUUUCUAUUUAUGGAAGACAAAAGUGGGGAUCAAGGACAAUAACAAGCCGUGGAAAUUUGCUUCUGUUAGAGUUCUGGUUAUGGAUGAAGGGAGUUUGGUGUCUGUAAGAAUCUUUAAAUCAGUUUUGAAUUUAUUGUGUGAGCACUCCAAACUCUCCAAGCUUAUUAUCCUUGGUGAUAUUAGACAGUUACCCAGCAUUGAACCUGGUAACUUGCUGAAAGAUCUUUUUGAAACUCUUAAGCCAAGACAUUGUGCAAUUGAAUUAAAGACAAAUCAUAGAGCAGAAUCUGAGCUAAUUGUGGACAAUGCUACAAGAAUCUCAAGACGUCAGUUUCCAAAAUUUGAUGCAAAGUUGGAGAUUUCUGAUAAUCCAAUAUUUCCUGUCUCAAUUGAAGAUAAAACAUUUAUUUUUGUCAGACUCCCAGAGGAGGAUGCAUGUUCUCAGCCAUCAAAAAGUAACCAUUGCUCUUAUUUAUAUUCUGCAGUAACAACAUUACUCAAAGAAAAUGAUCUACAAAACGCAGAAACGUCACAAUUUAUUGCAUUUAGAAGACAAGACUGUGACGUGAUUAACGCCUGCUGUUGCAAACACUACACGGGCCACCUCAUCAAAGACCAUCGGAAUAGAUUUGUAUUUGGAGUUGGUGAUAAAAUUUGUUGUACCAAGAAUGCAUAUCUCUCAGACGUCCUCCCUAGGGAGACUUCCAGCUCUCAGCAAAAUAAUGAACUAGAGCCCAGUGGUAAAGACUUUCAUGAUCUUCCUUCUGGUUUUGCUAAACAUAAGCUUAACUUUGAAAGUGGUAUUCGACUCUGCAAUGGAGAAAUAUUUUUUAUAACGAAAGAUGUAACUGAUGUAACUUUUGGGAGGAAACGAUAUUUGACUAUUAAUAACAUGGCUGGCUUGGAAGUUACUGUGGAUUUUGAUAAGUUAAUGCAUCAUUGUCAAAUAAAACACGCAUGGGCAAGAACUAUUCACACUUUCCAGGGUUCCGAGGAGCACACGGUCGUGUACGUGGUGGGCUGGGCAGGCCGCCAGCACUGGCAGCACGUUUACACAGCAGUGACCCGGGGUCGCCGAAGAGUUUAUGUCAUAGCUGAGGAGUCUCAGCUCCGCAGUGCCAUCGCGAGGAAUAUCAUCCCCAGGAAAACUCGUUUGAAAUACUUUCUGCAAAGCCAGCUCUCUGACACCAAUGCCUCUGCUGCUACAGGCCCGGCCUCUCUAUCAAGGAACUCAGAGGACAAUGGGGAGCCCAGGAGCACAGGGCAUUAUGGGGAGCCCAGAAGCACCCAGCCUCCAGCCUCACAGCCCCCCAGCACACCGCCUUCAGCCUCGCCUUUUGCAUUCACAGCCUGUGACCUGGGGACUAGCAAUAUCCCCGGUUCCUCUGUCGCUGAUGAUGAGCUGUUCCUUUCUCCUGAAGAAUGGAAACAAUUAUUGUCCAGUGAAACUGGUUCAGAUGAAGAUCCAGUAAACUCUCGAGGGUCCAAAAGAACUGGGGGUGCCAACGAUGGGGAAAGUCCCCACAAAAUCCAGAUGGUGGAAGAAUCACCUCAUGUGUCUUCUAAGCUUCAGAAUUUGAGACUAAACAGUUUAACUCCCAGACAACUUUUCAAGCCCACAAAUAAUCAAAAAACUUAAUCUUACUGUCACUUGCUCAGAACCUUUUUU
Suncus etruscus (white-toothed pygmy shrew) is the source of this 3330-nucleotide messenger RNA. It is a transcript of the gene HELB, whose product is annotated as DNA helicase B. NCBI's taxonomy places the organism in Eukaryota, Metazoa, Chordata, Mammalia, Eulipotyphla, Soricidae. The record is from RefSeq and is a predicted model, not a curated record. The transcript has 13 exons. Bases 1 to 3300 code for a protein of 1099 amino acids.